Messenger RNA from Hibiscus syriacus, 394 nucleotides. Its product is annotated as squalene monooxygenase SE2-like. The coding region runs from base 17 to 343 and encodes 108 amino acids. Gene Ontology annotation, biological process: sterol biosynthetic process. The transcript is spliced from 2 exons. Gene Ontology annotation, molecular function: flavin adenine dinucleotide binding; squalene monooxygenase activity. The record is from RefSeq and is a predicted model, not a curated record. NCBI's taxonomy places the organism in Eukaryota, Viridiplantae, Streptophyta, Magnoliopsida, Malvales, Malvaceae. Gene Ontology annotation, cellular component: membrane; endoplasmic reticulum.
CCCAUCUAGUCCUGUAAUGGAGGACAUACAACAUGCAUGUUUCGGGUACUUGAGACUCGGAGGUAUAUUUACAACCGGACUAUCGGCUUUGUUCUCCUGUCUAUGCCCUAGUCCAUUAAGCUUGGCAUUUCAUUUAUUCGCCAUGUCGGUAUACGGCGUCGACCAAUUGUUACUUCCGUUUCCUUCUCCGAAACGCUUGUGGAAUGGGGCUAAACUCCUUUGGGUUGCAUCAAGUAUUCUUUUGCCAUUUAUAUGGUACGAAGGAGUGAGACAAAUGUUCUUCCCUCUUACUGUGCCAGCAUAUUAUAGAACUCCUCCCGGAAACAGGAGCGUAGAAGUCUGAGAAGGAACUCCGCCUGGAGAUCAAUUAGCAGCAUAUAUGUUACUAGUUAGC